Molecule: messenger RNA, 1991 nt
Organism: Nasonia vitripennis (jewel wasp)
Lineage: Eukaryota; Metazoa; Arthropoda; Insecta; Hymenoptera; Pteromalidae
Gene: Ak3
Product: GTP:AMP phosphotransferase AK3, mitochondrial
Exons: 6
Coding region: 130-1041 (303 amino acids)
Biological process (GO): nucleobase-containing compound metabolic process
Cellular component (GO): cytoplasm; mitochondrion
Molecular function (GO): AMP kinase activity; ATP binding
Source: RefSeq, a predicted model, not a curated record
ACGCGCGAAUCAGUAGUGUAGAGUUACGUAAGCGGUAAGCCUCCAAGAUGGUUCAUUGACACCGCCGCUUGUGUGUUUGCAAUGGAGUGCUUCGAACGACUUGGGUUUGGCGCUUUUCAAUGACGAAAAAUGCGCCCGUCAUAUAUUAUUAACAAUUGGGAAAUGAUAAAAAAUAUGACGCUGAACAUACGUGCGAUCGGGAUAGUCGCAUCACUUGUCAUUGCAUGGUGCUUAAAACACUAUUGGUGCACUGAUUGCAUUUCGCUGGACAGAGAUAGUAUUUUUCAAUCAUGCCAAUCGGACGGUAAACAGGCGGAUCUCGGUCGUCAGCAAGAGGAUCAGGACACAGGGUCAACGACCAAAACAGCUAUGGUUGGUGUAAGCUACUCUAGGAUGGCAGCCCAGGCGGCCUUUCGGGCGGUUAUCUUGGGCGCUCCGGGUUCCGGCAAGGGCACCAUAUCUGCCCGCAUCGUCAAACAGUUUGACGUCAAGCACAUAUCCAGCGGUGACAAGCUUAGGUACCACAUCGCCAAUCAGACCGACCUCGGCAAGAAAGUGAAGAAAUACUUGGAUUCCGGAAUGCUUGUGCCGGACGAAACGAUGAUAGCGCUUAUCAGCGAAGAGAUCAAAACUUUGGAAGGUCGAAAUUGGCUUUUGGACGGUUUUCCUAGAACAGUGCCACAAGCCGAGAUACUCGAGUCCAUUCACCCGAUAUCAUUGGUUAUUAGUCUCAUAGUCCCAGACUCCGUGAUUUUAGAAAGAGUCAAGAAUCGCUGGACCCACUUACCGAGUGGUAGAGUCUACAAUAUUGGAUUCAACGAUCCAAAAGUUCCGGGCAAGGAUGAUGUAACGGGUGAAUCACUAUGUCAACGCCCAGACGACCAACCAGAGAUCGUCCAGCGUCGACUGGACGAGUACUUGACGAAAACAAAGUCGGUAAUCGACUACUACCAGAAACGUGGACUCUUGCGCGAAUUUACAGGCGUCAGCACCAACGAACUCUGGCCCAAGAUUCAAGAGUGCAUAAUGCCCCUACUUUGAAUGCGACGAACAUACCGAGUAUUUCGAUGGCCUAAUUAUUUAUGUUUAUAAGUAAUUGGUCAAGACUUGGCGUGACGACACGUGCGAUUCGUAUAGGCGUCAAUGUGUUGAUGGACAAUAUUUUCCCCGAAAGUAAUGAUUAUUGCCGAAGUGAAUGGUGACGAUUGUUUUGUAAUGAAGAAAUAUGUUGUGUAAUAUGUAGGAUUUUAUUAUGUUUAUUAGCUUGCAGCUGAUGUAUAAAAGACAGUUGGAUUUUUCAAUACAAUAUUUUUAAAAAGUAGAUUUGUAAUGUGUCGGUACUACGGUAUUGUACUGCGGCCGCAGCUAACUGUAUGCUAAUGUAGAAUAAGGUGAAGUCUGUAAAAAUUACUGUAUAAUCGCUGAUAGAAAUAAAAAUAUUUAAAAUGGCUCGAGAACUAAAAAAUGGCUAUGAGAAAUAGUAAGCAACCAUAGCCUGUCAUGAAACAUCUUUUCUCACAUUUGUUGAACAUUUGAUUGCAUAAAUAUUAUUCUGAAACAAUCAUUAUGAUUUUACUUCUGCAUUAAAAGUAAAUUUUGCAUAGCGAUUUUACAGUCAUUUACUACAGCUGUCAUUUCUAUAUUGUUUUACCUAAAAUCUAAUUUAUAUUUGUAACAGUACAGUAAAAUUAUAAUACCUAAUGUUAUGUUUACUUAAAACAAUGCUUAAAGAGGUUUGAUUAAGGCGUUUUAUCGCAUUGUUUCUUAUAUAUGAUGAUGAAAAUGAAAUCUUAAAAUUUUGCGCUACCGUUCAUACUGUUAUACGUUUGACAGGCAUCUCAAAUGUCGAUGAUAAAUAAGUCAGGUACAAAAUUAUAUGAUGUACCUUCAGUAAAACAAUCGCAAAACAACGGGAGAGUAAAAUAUACAGAUGUAUGAUGUAAUUCUCUUUAUUUUUUAUGCAAAUAACAACCAACGAUUACAUUUCUUUA